CUUUCUCGCAAGAACUCCUUUCCGUAGGCUUACCAUCUUGUGUAUCGGGAGAGUUAUCACCUAGAAGAUCCUUUGUGCUGCAAGUUUUUUUUUCAUUAAUGAUAAGUUUCCUUUAAAUUCAUCAUUGCUCUCCUCAAACUCCCAAAAAUUAUUUGUAGCGGAUUUGUCGGAAAGAGUUCACGAACGUUUCAACGCGAGUCUGAAUGGAAUUCCAUCGUAUCGAAAGGUGCCGCUUCAGUGUGUCAGUUUCAAGUGUUUAUUGAGUGUCAAUUUACGUGAAUAUCGCCUCUUUAUGGUGUUUUUCCGCCGAGUGUUUUUCUUCCUUUACAAUAACUGGCCCUAUCCGUCUCAACAACUGCGUCAGUUCAUUCGAUCCUCCUCGAAAAUACCCAUCUAACUUGGGAUGUGAUUCUUACUUUGACCAUCCAUUAACCUAAUCUCCCGGAGACAGUUUUUAAAUUUAUAAUUUUGUCCAUAUGAUCAGUUUUAGAUACUAUCCAUGGCGUUAUUAAGUAACUAUUUUGCAAUCGGUCCUAGCAAGAGUGCUCCGAAAGCACUCAUAGUCCAGUUUUGAAGCAUAAUUCAUCUUACACAUUAUCACUGGAUAAGUGCUCAAGUUAUAUCAACAUUAACUUUUCAAAACUCUAAUGACUUUUUUCAAGCUAUGCAUUCACUGAAACUUGUUGUUGUUUUAAAUUUCUACUAUUUUAAAGAAGAGCUAUGCCUUUAUGUCCAAUCUGGAGACUAGAGCGUGGAAUCCUCAUCAGAAUCAGGCCCCCGUCGGCAGUAGGAGUAGUGAUGAACUCCUGAGUAUCAGCCGACUGGGUGCCACAGAAUGGGUUUAGAGGUACUAGUGGCAGCGCUAUUUUUGAAUUUGUUGCGUGGAGUGGGUAGUCAUGAUUCCAACCUGAUUGUUGCCUCUUUCCCCUCUGCCACACAACAUGGUAACUGCUCCGUCACCAGGUUGAAUCAUCUUGCUGUUGACAGUGCAUCGGGCCGCAUUUAUGUUGCGGGUGUCAAUCGGCUGAUUCAACUCAAUUCAAAUCUGCGUUUGGAAGAAUGCAAAGUGACUGGGCCCAUAGAAGAUAGUCCUCUGUGUCAUGCUACCGGGUGUACUGAUAAUAUCCCCAAAACACCCACCGAUAAUGUGAACAAAGUGCUUAUUCUUGACCCUGAAUCUAAGUCUGUGAUAGCUUGUGGCUCUGUAUCCCAAGGAGCAUGUGUAAAAUACCGUAUGAAUAUUUCUCUCUCAUCUGACUUUGUUCCUAAUAGUAUUGCUGCCAAUGAUGAAAAUGCCUCCACUUACGCUUUCAUUGGCCCAGAAAAUUAUGACAAGUGGAAAAAAUCAAAUGUCCUCUAUGUUGGAACGACAUUUACGAACCGUGGUGACUAUCGGAAUGAUGUUCCUGCUAUCUCCAGCCGAAAUCUAAAUGAUUUAAAUGUGUUCGAAAGUAACUUCAAAGAGUCUCUUCUUCAGAUCGAUGUCAAACAUCGAGACCACUUUUUAGUUAAAUAUGUCUACGGUUUUAAUUCAAGCGAUUUUGCUUAUUUUGUGAUAAUUCAGAAACAGUCUCAUCUACCUGGACAAGAAGAGCUGGGAUAUACGACAAGGCUAGCACGAGUCUGCAUAACAGACCAGAAUUAUGAUAGCUAUACAGAGGUAACACUACAAUGUUUUGUAAGAAAUUCAUCAAAUCCUGACAAGGAGCAGAAAAUAAACUACAAUUUAAUUCAAGAUGCCAAAAUUCUGUCAGCUGAAGAUGAACUCGCGCAAAGCCUUGGCAUUGAUCCUGGAAGACCAAUCUUAGUAGCUUCCUUUUCACCUAGUAGAGGCAUUUCCAACGAUCCAGCACAGCAGUCAGCACUAUGUGUCUACAGCUUACAAGAUAUUGAAAUGAAAUUCAAUGAAAAUAUACACAUGUGCUUCAAUGGAACGAUCAAGUAUCGAAAUAUGGAGUACAUAUCAGGACUCAUCUCUGAUGGCAACUGUCCAACCACAGGAACUGCCGGAAACAUCUUGAACUUCUGUGAUGUUGGUUUGAAAAUAUCAGGUGUUGAUCCCAUCACAGCUGUGGCAUCAUUCCAUGCACCAACGGAUCUGAUAACCUCAGUCACUGUUGCAACAACUGGCCGCAAUGUAGUUGCAUUUUUGGGGACCUCUACUGGAUCUUUGAAGAAAGUGCUAUUAUCAAGUGCAUCAAGAGGCAUACUAUACGAAGAAUUGAUACUUGACAAAGGCAAAGCCAUUCUGCCAGACACAACCAUCAGUCCUAAUCAAGAAUUCCUCUAUGUUCUGACAACUUCAAAGGUCUUGAAAAUAAACGUGGAGCAUUGCAGUGGAUUUACAAGCUGUUCCACCUGUCUAGAAUCCAAAGAUCCAUAUUGUGGCUGGUGCUCUCUCGAAAGGAGAUGCACUGUGCGAAGCACUUGUCAGAAAGCAAGCCACAGUUCACCUCGGUGGCUUUCCUUAGAUGCUGGGCAACAAUGCAUAGACUUCGAGCAGAUCUUGCCUGAUCGAAUUCCGAUCAACCAAAUGGCUAAUGUGAGGCUAACAAUUCGCACACUUCCAGAGUUACCAUCAAAUGCCAAGUAUCGAUGUGUUUUUGGCUCAGCGGAUCCGAUUGAUGCAUCAGUCACUAGUUUUGGCCUCCAAUGUCCAACACCAGAGGUUAGCAAACGACCCAGCAUCCCAGAGGGCAAAGAUCACGUAAAUGUUGCUUUAUCAGUGAGAUCUUCGGAAACUAACAAAGACUUUGUAAGCAGGAACUUCGCAUUUUAUGACUGCUCAGCUCACAACAAAUGCUCAUCUUGUGUUCAGUCCCAAUGGGCUUGCAAUUGGUGUGUCUACGAAAACAAGUGUACUCACAAUGCCUCAGCUUGUCAAUCAACAAUUAUCAGCGGCGUGAAUAAUCCAGCGAAACUAUCGAUGCAUGGAGCUAAUGCUUGCCCAAGAUUUAGAAAACCACCCACUCCCAUUCUGCUCCCCAACGGUGUACCUAAGGAGAUUAUUUUGCAAGUAGAAAACUUGCCACACCCUCAGGCUGGUCAUUCAGGCUUUCAGUGUGUUGUUGACAUAGAGGAUGCAAAAAUGAUGGUGCCUGCUCGUGUCGAAACGGAUCGAUUUAUUGUCUGUGAUAAAACAACUUAUUCUUAUGAAGCUAACACCGGUGAGUAUGAGGCGACAGUGACUAUGGUAUGGAACCGUAAUCAUCACAUCGAUACAAUCAAAGUGACUCUGUACAAGUGUGAAAUACUCGGUUCACACAGAGAACAUCCCGAUUGUUCAUUGUGCAUGACGAGGAAUGUCAAGUAUAAAUGUACCUGGUGUAUCAACUCAUGUAUGUUCUUCGAAUCUUGCCUACAACCACCAGCCCAGGAGUGUCCCAAGCCUAGGAUUGAUAUGAUCAAACCUCUGAGCGGUCCUGUGGAAGGAGGCACUCUAGUUACUAUUGAGGGAAGUAACCUUGGUUUGAAAGAACAAGAUGUGGCUGGAAAAAUUCACAUAGGAAAAACUCCUUGCCGCCUUACUGAGUAUGAAGUCUCCGUCAAGAUCGUUUGUAAAACUGGUGCAUCCGAUAUUGAAAAAGUUGCGUCUGUCGUUGUCGGUAACGAUGCAGGAUUAACAGAAUCUUCCGUCCAUUUUAGCUAUAAGAGUGUGAAACUAGAAGGAGUUACGCCAAUGAUUGGUCCAGUUAGCGGGGGCACCCAGUUAGCAAUAACAGGCCAGCAUUUGAACAUAGGGAGCCACGUCAGUGCUUAUUUGGAUGAGCUCCCUUGUUUGGUGAACAUCACACAAGCCUCCAGCACUCGGAUCACGUGCAUCACUUCUCGCUCUCAUGCCCCUCGGCCAAUCAACGUGCUAACUGUCUCCAUCGAUGGUGCCAAUAGAACUCUAGCUAGUCGCCCGUUCAUCUUCAAGGCUGAUCCAACAAUACUCGAAAUCAAACCUUUAAUGAGCUUCAUCUCUGGUGGUCGAAUGAUAACAGUUCAUGGCACCAACUUGGACACAAUUCAAAAACCUGAAAUGGUUGUCUUCGUGGAAUCCAUCAACAAUCCCAUCAACAAAACUGAAUGCGUUGUUCUGAAUACUGCCCAAAUGGAGUGUCCUUCCCCAGCCAUCAAUCAGCAGUUUCAUAGAGCGUCAACGAGGCUCCAUCGGCGCCGCUCCCUCUCCUCCCCAAAGUUACAUGUCUUUCAUUUAUCUCUCAAAAUUGGUUUCAUCAUGGACAGCGUGGAAACAGUGACUGACUUGGAGAAGCACUUCAAAGGCCUCCCGUCACACCUGCGCUAUGUGGAUGACCCCAAGUUCUUUCAGUUCCUAAAUAAUGUAAAAUUGUACAAAGGGGAUACUUUGGUUAUUGAGGGUGAAAAUUUAAACUUAGCCAGUGAUGAGACUGAUGUUAAUGUAACAAUCGGCACUGUUGCGUGCAAUGUUACAUCAUUAGCGAGCAGUCAGUUGGUCUGUACACCGCCUCUGGUUCAGCCAGAACCAACUGAUGAAAACGGAUUUGCUACACAUACAGGGCUUCCUCUUGUUGUUGUUCGAGUUGGACGAAGUUUGCGGUUUCGAAUUGGUUAUCUACGUUAUGAAAUGAUUACGCCAUACUUCUUCCCCCCGGAAGCAAUUGCUGGAAUUAUUACCGGUGCUGUGUGCCUUCUUUUUGUAUUCAUUGUUGUUCUCAUUGUGUACAGGCGUAAAUCAACGCAAGCUGAGCGCGAGUACAAACGUAUACAGAUACAAAUGGACACGUUAGAAAGUAAUGUUCGGUCAGAGUGCAAACAAGCUUUUGCAGAGUUACAAACUGAUAUGACUGACCUUACUGCUGAUUUGGAAUCUUCAGGCAUUCCAACUUUGGAUCAUAAUGAUUAUAUUUUGAAGGUAUUUUUCCCCGGUGUCAGAGAUCAUCCAAUUCUCAAUGAUCCAAAGGUGCGGAUGAAUGCUCCACCGACUAAUUAUGAUGCGGCAAUGAUACAAUUUGAGCAGCUCAUGAACAACAAAUACUUUGUAUUAACUUUUAUUGACACUUUAGAAUCUCAAAAAACUUUUAACAUUCGUGACAAAGUGAAUGUAGCAUCAUUACUAAUGGUAGUAUUAAUGAAUAAAAUGGAGUAUGCAACAGAUGUCCUUCGCUGUCUGCUGCUGAGGCUCAUUGAAAAAUCAGUCGAAACCAAGCAUCCACAGCUAAUGUUGCGACGAACUGAAUCAGUCGUCGAAAAGAUGUUAACCAACUGGAUGGCACUCUGCAUGUAUAAGUAUCUCAAAGAUUAUGCAGGGUCAUCCCUAUUUCUACUGUACAAAGCUAUUAAGCAUCAAAUAGAAAAAGGACCAGUUGACGCGUUAACACAUGAUGCCAGGUACUCCCUCUCAGAGGAGAGACUAUUACGAGAGCAGAUUGAACACAGCGUUGUGAAUAUUCGUCUUGUUCAGGAGGAUCGUUGGAAUGAUAAGAUUCCAUACCAGCCUUAUCACACUGUACAUAUGAUACAAGAUGAUGUUGAUGAAAAAGUCCAGUGUAAAGUCUUAGAUUGUGAUACAAUAAGCCAAGUAAAAUCAAAAAUACUAGAUGCUUUAUACAAAAAUACACCUUUCUCUUUAAGGCCUUCCAUCCAUGAUGUUGAUCUCGAAUGGAGACAUGGAAGAGGGGGUCACCUAACCUUGCAAGAUGAGGAUCUGACAACAAAAACGGUUUGUGGUUGGCGCAGACUAAACACUUUGGCACAUUAUGGUGUCAAAGAAUCGGCUGUGAUGUCUCUUAUACCUCGUCAAAAUGAAACGUACCAUGCAAAUCUGGAAAAGACCUUUCAAAAUUGCACCGGUCCGUACCACUUCACAAAUUCUCUCUCAGCAGAGGUGAUGACAAAUGGGGACCUGGAGACAGGAAUGAAUGCAAAUUUGUAUCAUUUGGUGCGGCCCAUAGAUGAUCAUCAGUUCCAGACAAGUAAAACGAGUGAGCGUACGCACAAAGCCAUCCCAGAGAUAUUUCUCACAAGGUUGCUCUCAACAAAAGGCACGAUCCAGAAAUUUGUUGAUGACUUUUUCAGCACAGUUCUCACAGCAAAUGAAGCUCUCCCGCCUGCAGUCAAAUGGUUGUUUGAUCUGUUUGAUGAAGCUGCUAAGAAACACAAUAUUGCCGAUCCAGAGGUCGUGCAUGCUUGGAAAUCGAAUAGUCUUCCGCUGAGAUUUUGGGUGAACUUUAUCAAGAAUCCUGAUUUCAUUUUUGAUAUAAAUAAAACACCUACAGUUGAUGCAUGUUUAUCAGUCAUUGCUCAAACAUUCAUGGAUUCUUGCUCUACAACCAACCAUAGGCUAGGCAAAGACUCACCAUCCAAUAAAUUAUUGUUUGCAAAAGAUAUUCCUCAUUAUCGGGAAGCAGUUACCAGGUUUUACUACGAAAUUCAAUUAAUGCCUCAGAUAACGGACCAGGAUCUAAGUGCCACCAUGUCACAACUAUCUUGUAUGCAAUCUAGCAGUUUCCAUACAGUGUCAGCUUUAAAAGAGUUGUAUAUUUAUGUAUCCAAGUAUAGCGAUCAGAUCUUUGAAUCCCUGGAAGCUGAUACUUAUUGUAGUAAAAUGCACUUAGCACACAAGUUAGAAAACGUUGCUUGCACUUUGGAAGGUGAAGAGACAUCGGCAUGCUGACAAGUAAGGUCACCUGACUCACUACCAUCUGAAUAUUUCAUACAGUAUCGAAUUUAGACCCAUUACAGCCAUUUUACUUUUAUUAUUCUCCCAGUUGAUAUUCAUUUUGUAUCAAGAGAAUCAGUUUUCCCCUUCUGUUUUCUACGAUCCUGUUACUAAUGAUUUUAUGUCAAUGACUAAUAAUUUCUUAUAGUAUUUUCAAUUAAUCAUUGUAUGUCCAAACUGAGUGUAAUAGUUUAUACCUGAUCGCUUGCACUCACUGUCUUCCAAGAAGGUGAAGUGUUAGUUUCUAAACCGAGGAAUCGUUUUGUUACUUGACCUUAUUUGGCUCUCAUCUGAAAUCAAUAGAUUUAUUCAUUAGCUCAAUUAAACUCAACAGUUCUUCACAAAAUCCUAAUUUAAUCAAAUUAAACUGCCACUUGCUGUUGCCAGACUCUUAUUAUUAACUUUCAAAUUUCAUAAGCUCCUUCAAUUUCCAAAUUCAUCUCAAUUAUUAAUUUUGUUUUGAGCCUUAUUCAACGGAGUAUAAUAUCAUCAUCCAUUCAUCUGAAGUCAAUUAAAGAUAAAAAGAACACCAGUACAGCAUUCAUCGUCAAGUGACAGAUGGUGCAAGUUAGAUCAGAAAAAAAUUA
This is a messenger RNA of Bemisia tabaci, 7272 nucleotides long. RefSeq names its product plexin B (gene PlexB). Gene Ontology annotation, biological process: regulation of GTPase activity; negative regulation of cell adhesion; regulation of cell shape. Gene Ontology annotation, cellular component: plasma membrane; semaphorin receptor complex. Gene Ontology annotation, molecular function: semaphorin receptor activity; protein binding. NCBI's taxonomy places the organism in Eukaryota, Metazoa, Arthropoda, Insecta, Hemiptera, Aleyrodidae. The record is from RefSeq and is a predicted model, not a curated record.